UGGUGGCUUCACUGAUGGCGGAACGGCAGAGGGUUUGGCUGCUACCAGGGUGAUUCAAAGGGAGUAUAUAGGUUAGACGAGCCGCUGACAAAGACAGGCCUCUAUUCUAAAUUUUUACUUGCAAAGAUGGACCAUCAGCUACAUAAUAUGUUGGCUAAACUCUCACAGGUUUGGAGUCGACCAAGGAAGUCACAGUUUAAGAGCUCGAGGAGGAGGGGCGUGUGGAGGUUCCCGCCGCCAGUGGCUGCACUGCUGGUCUUCGUCGCCUGCUCCUGUCAGAUCCAGCAUGACCUACCCUAUCGGUUCUCCGUCGCUUCACUCUGCUUCAUGUGCAUAUGUGCAGAGAAGAUGACGACCCCGCCCCUGUUCUUCGCCAGCCACACUCUCCCUUAUGCGGAACGAUUUUAUUGCUCGAGUAAGAUAUGUAUUUACCAAAGAACAUGAGAAGGGCAAGUUUUUAUACAUUGGAACUUUCAUUACCCCCAGUAUUUUAGUCCUUUUCCUUGCAUCUUGCUCCCAGGAAUCCUUGAGUGUAUAGGUUCUCUCCAUUGAAA
Messenger RNA from Triticum dicoccoides, 554 nucleotides. RefSeq lists its product as uncharacterized. The record is from RefSeq and is a predicted model, not a curated record. The transcript has 4 exons. Bases 127 to 444 code for a protein of 105 amino acids. Lineage: Eukaryota; Viridiplantae; Streptophyta; Magnoliopsida; Poales; Poaceae.